This is a messenger RNA of Penicillium oxalicum, 1500 nucleotides long. Its product is annotated as SET domain-containing protein. Gene Ontology annotation, biological process: peptidyl-lysine monomethylation. NCBI's taxonomy places the organism in Eukaryota, Fungi, Ascomycota, Eurotiomycetes, Eurotiales, Aspergillaceae. The coding region runs from base 1 to 1500 and encodes 499 amino acids. The record is from RefSeq and is a predicted model, not a curated record. The transcript is spliced from 4 exons. Gene Ontology annotation, molecular function: protein-lysine N-methyltransferase activity. Gene Ontology annotation, cellular component: nucleus.
AUGAAGCGAGCCUCGUAUCCGGCGGACUCGCUUGCGGCAUGGCUUCACCUGAACGAAGUAGUCGCCAAUGGAGUCACAUUCCAAAAAACUGGUUCUGUCGAUGCAGAUAGUGACAAAGGCAAUGCAAUUGUAGCCACCGAGUCUUGGGUCAGCAAUGAGAGCGAUGCGGAACCCACAAUUCUCCUUCGAGUCCCGGCGGACUUGAUCCUGUCUUUGGAAACCGUUCAUGAUCAUGCUAAAUCCGACCAUCAUUUGCGUGAAGUCUUGGAGCUGCGGGAGGCUUUGGCACUCCCGGACAUUCCUCAGACUAUAGGUGUCUCGAGUCCCUGGGCUGAUUAUGUCAAGUUUUUUCCUGAACGAUUCCCUCUCCCGACUUUCUAUUCGGAUGAGGAGAUAUCGCUGCUCAAAGGUACUUCGCUGGAAUCUCCAUUGGCAAGCAAAGUCGCGGCGUUGCAACGCGAGUUCGAGCAUCUCCGCCAGGCGACCGAAAGUAUUCCAUGGUGUCGACAGUGCUGGUGGGAUGAGGACACGGGUAAAUUGACUCUCCAUGACUGGCUAUAUGUUGACGCUGCGUAUCGAUCACGCAUGUUAGACUUGCCCGGGAUUGGACAUGCUAUGGUGCCUUGCAUCGAUAUGGCCAAUCAUGCCGGUGAGAAGAAAGCCAAGGCUCUCUACGAUAUGGACGCCGCGGGUAGAGUGAUUCUUCAGUUGCGUUGGGGCCAAAGUGUUCACCAGGGAGAGGAGGUGACUAUCUCAUACGGCGAUGAAAAGUCCGCAUCAGAGAUGUUUUUCACUUACGGAUUUUUGCCGGAUGAUUUAUCUGACGCCAAGCAAGUGAUGCUGGACAUGACAUUCCCUGAUGACGAUCCGCUGGCAGUUGCGAAAAAUAUGCUUUGUCACAAGGACCCUGGUGUCAAGAUAGUCGCGCGCGAAGACGAAGACCAGGCAUCAGGUAGUGCCCCACAGAUUUACUGGGAAAGUCAAAUUCUCUGGUGGGCAAGUGUGAACGAAGAAGACGGUCUUCAUAUCGGGGUCGCGCAACGAAUGGAUGGCACCAAAGAACUUGAAGCGACGUGGAAGGACAAGAAAAUUGAGUCUCCCGGUCAGCUUCAAGAGUUUCUUGCAUCUGAUCCAUCGUGGGAUAUUUUUCAAUUACGGGCAGUGGUGUUACUUCUCGAUCAGGUAGAGACUCUACUGGCUUCAUCUCAUCAAUUCGACAACAUCAUGGAUCGCAUCCAUGACGACGAGAUCCUCACGGGGAUGCAUGUUCGCCCAGGAAUAAUCACUGAGAUCUUCAAGUUACGGGAGCUUGAAGGAAUCCUGAUGCAGCGCGCGGUUCAAACUCUCACGAGUCAGAUAUCGAGUGUCACCAUUCCCGAUGAGGCCUUUGCAGAUCCUCCCCCCGAUGAAGCACAAAACGGUGCCAUGGUUCAUCGUCACAUCGGUAUUCGUUCGGGCAAGAUUCGCUCCGCCGGCUUAUGGAAGCGACACGAUCCUUAA